AUGAUGAGAGUGUUGGUGCUCUCUCUAGUCGUGCUGCUGGCGCUCCAAACCCAGGCCACCCAGGCCACCCAGGACAAAACCCAGGACAGCCUGGUAACCCAGGACAAGGACAUCCCCCAAACUCAAGGAAGAACCCAGGACAACCAGGAGGAAACCCACCGCAAAACACAGGACAGCCUGGUAACCCAGGACAAGGACAUCCCCCAAGCUCAAGGAAGAACCCAGGACAACCAGGAGGAAACCCACCACAAAACCCAGGACAGCCUGGUAACCCAGGACAAGGACAUCCCCCAAGCUCAAGGAAGAACCCGGGACAACCAGGAGGAAACCCACCGCAAAACCCAGGACAGCCUGGUAACCCUGGACAAGGACAUCCCCCAAGCUCAAGGAAGAACCCAGGACAACCAGGAGGAAACCCACCGCAAAACACAGGACAGCCUGGUAACCCAGGACAAGGACAUCCCCCAAGCUCAAGGAAGAACCCAGGACAACCAGGAGGAAACCCACCACAAAACCCAGGACAGCCUGGUAACCCAGGUCAAGGACAUCCCCCAAGCUCAAGGAAGAACCCGGGACAACCAGGAGGAAACCCACCGCAAAACCCAGGACAGCCUGGUAACCCUGGACAAGGACAUCCCCCAAGCUCAAGGAAGAACCCAGGACAACCAGGAGGAAACCCACCGCAAAACCCAGGACAGCCUGGUAACCCAGGACAAGGACAUCCCCCAAGCUCAAGGAAGAACCCGGGACAACCAGGAGGAAACCCACCGCAAAACCCAGGACAGCCUGGUAACCCUGGACAAGGACAUCCCCCAAGCUCAAGGAAGAACCCAGGACAACCAGGAGGAAACCCACCGCAAAACCCAGGACAGCCUGGUAACCCAGGACAAGGACAUCCCCCAAGCUCAAGGAAGAACCCAGGACAACCAGGAGGAAACCCACCGCAAAACCCAGGACAGCCUGGUAACCCAGGACAAGGACAUCCCCCAAGCUCAAGGAAGAACCCGGGACAACCAGGAGGAAACCCACCGCAAAACCCAGGACAGCCUGGUAACCCAGGUCAAGGGCAUCCCCCAAGUUCAAGGAAGAAGCCAGGACAACCAGGAGGAAACCCACCGCAAAACCCAGGACAGCCUGGUAACCCAGGUCAAGGGCAUCCCCCAAGUUCAAGGAAGAACCCAGGACAACCAGGAGGAAACCCACCGCAAAACCCAGGACAGCCUGGUAACCCAGGUCAAGGGCAUCCCCCAAGUUCAAGGAAGAACCCGGGACAACCAGGAGGAAACCCACCGCAAAACCCAGGACAGCCUGGUAACCCAGGUCAAGGACCUCCCCCAAGCUCAAGGAAGAACCCGGGACAACCAGGAGGAAACCCACCGCAAAACCCAGGACAGCCUGGUAACCCAGGACAAGGACAUCCCCCAAGCUCAAGGAAGAACCCGGGACAACCAGGAGGAAACCCACCGCAAAACCCAGGACAGCCUGGUAACCCAGGUCAAGGACAUCCCCCAAGUUCAAGGAAGAACCCAGGACAACCAGGAGGAAACCCACCGCAAAACCCAGGACAGCCUGGUAACCCAGGUCAAGGACAUCCCCCAAGUUCAAGGAAGAACCCAGGACAACCAGGAGGAAACCCACCGCAAAACCCAGGACAGCCUGGUAACCCAGGUCAAGGACCUCCCCCAAGCUCAAGGAAGAACCCAGGACAACCAGGAGGAAACCCACCGCAAAACCCAGGACAGCCUGGUAACCCAGGUCAAGGGCAUCCCCCAAGUUCAAGGAAGAACCCAGGACAACCAGGAGGAAACCCACCGCAAAACCCAGGACAGCCUGGUAACCCAGGUCAAGGACAUCCCCCAAGCUCAAGGAAGAACCCAGGACAACCAGGAGGAAACCCACCGCAAAACCCAGGACAGCCUGGUAACCCAGGUCAAGGGCAUCCCCCAAGUUCAAGGAAGAACCCAGGACAACCAGGAGGAAACCCACCGCAAAACCCAGGACAGCCUGGUAACCCAGGUCAAGGACAUCCCCCAAGCUCAAGGAAGAACCCAGGACAACCAGGAGGAAACCCACCGCAAAACCCAGGACAGCCUGGUAACCCAGGUCAAGGACCUCCCCCAAGCUCAAGGAAGAACCCAGGACAACCAGGAGGAAACCCACCGCAAAACCCAGGACAGCCUGGUAACCCAGGUCAAGGACAUCCCCCAAGUUCAAGGAAGAACCCAGGACAACCAGGAGGAAACCCACCGCAAAACCCAGGACAGCCUGGUAACCCAGGUCAAGGACAUCCCCCAAGCUCAAGGAAGAACCCAGGACAACCAGGAGGAAACCCACCGCAAAACCCAGGACAGCCUGGUAACCCAGGUCAAGGGCAUCCCCCAAGUUCAAGGAAGAACCCAGGACAACCAGGAGGAAACCCACCGCAAAACCCAGGACAGCCUGGUAACCCAGGUCAAGGACAUCCCCCAAGUUCAAGGAAGAACCCAGGACAACCAGGAGGAAACCCACCGCAAAACCCAGGACAGCCUGGUAACCCAGGUCAAGGACCUCCCCCAAGCUCAAGGAAGAACCCAGGACAACCAGGAGGAAACCCACCGCAAAACCCAGGAAAGCCUGGUAACCCAGGUCAAGGACAUCCCCCAAGUUCAAGGAAGAACCCAGGACAACCAGGAGGAAACCCACCGCAAAACCCAGGACAGCCUGGUAACCCAGGUCAAGGACAUCCCCCAAGCUCAAGGAAGAACCCAGGACAACCAGGAGGAAACCCACCGCAAAACCCAGGACAGCCUGAUAACCCAGGUCAAGGCAACCCAGGACAACCAGGAAACCCAGGACAAGGACAUCCCCCCCAGCUCUAGAAAAAAAACUGGAAAAGGAAACAACCCUAGACAAGGAAACAACCAGGGACAAGGUUCCGACCGGGGGUGGCUGGACCACGAGUGA
Molecule: messenger RNA, 2943 nt
Organism: Bacillus rossius redtenbacheri
Lineage: Eukaryota; Metazoa; Arthropoda; Insecta; Phasmatodea; Bacillidae
Exons: 3
Coding region: 1-2943 (980 amino acids)
Source: RefSeq, a predicted model, not a curated record